This is a messenger RNA of Miscanthus lutarioriparius, 1023 nucleotides long. The record is from the annotation of a GenBank genome assembly. NCBI's taxonomy places the organism in Eukaryota, Viridiplantae, Streptophyta, Magnoliopsida, Poales, Poaceae.
AUGGGCGCGUCCUCCAGCCGCCGCCGCCGGGACGACUACUACCCGCCGCCGCACCACUACUCCUCCUACCCGCCGCCGCCGCCGCACCACCACCACCGCCACCAACACCCGCCGCCUCCCCCUCCACCGCCGCACCACCGUCCUCCCCCUCCGCCGCCGCCCUCCUCGUACUACUACCACCCGCACCCGCCGCCCCCGCACGCGUACCACGGCCCGUGGCACCCCGCGCCCGCGCCGCCGCAGCCGCAGCCGCCCGCGCUGACGGGGCCUCCGCCCGAGUUCGUGGAGCACCAGCAGGCGCAGAAGGUGAAGAACUACGUCAAUCUGCACAAGGACACCAUCAGGCUCGUGCCCGACGACGCUGACCCCGAGCGCCGCCUCGUCGCCUUCACUUUCGACGCGAUAACCGACGGCAGUGUGACUAUAUAUUACUUUGCCAAGGAAGGAAAGGACUGUAGUUUUUCUUCAAUGUACCCAGAAUUACAGAUGCCAACAAAGAUACCCUUCGAGAAAGGGUUGGCCCAAAGGUUUAUCCAGCCCUCUGGAUCUGGUGUUGACUUGGGAUUCUUUUCUCUGGAUGAGCUUUCGAGUUCGUCAGGGGAAGUGUUCCCACUUGUUGUUUAUGCAGAAGCAUAUCCAUCUCCAGAGGAAGGUGGCCCGUCAGUAAACUCCACUCGUGCACAGAUUACUCUUGCUGUUUUGGAGAAGCAUAACAACGACCUUCAAGUCAAAGUUGUGAAGCAAAUCUUGUGGAUUGAUGGCGUGAAGUAUGAGCUACAGGAAAUUUUUGGUAUGGUCAACUCCACUGAAUCAGAUGUUGCCGAUGCUGAUGCUGAUGACACGGGGAAGGAAUGUGUUAUCUGCUUGACAGAACCAAGAGACACUGCUGUUAUGCCUUGUAGACAUUUGUGUUUAUGCAGUGAAUGUGCAAAAACUCUACGAUUUCAAUCAAAUAAAUGCCCAAUAUGCAGACAGCCUGUUGAAAAACUAAUGGAGAUCAAAGUUAGAAGUGCUGAGCCAUAA